AUGCCAGACAUCGCAGAUGAUGAGCUAGUAGCGGAUGUCGAUGAACCACCGGAUCAUCGCCAUACGCAGCAACAAUCCGAUUUCCAGAAGUCUACAAUCCGAACUCAGCUGCAGCGAAAGGAGUCCCUGCUCACAAGGGCUCUAAAGACUCCCGAGCCGGAGGUCUUGAAGAAGCCAGACGUACAUAUCACCACAGAGUUGUCGCGCCGACGAUCGAUGAAUAGCAAUGCUAGUUCAGCAUCAACUGCAGAGCUCACCAGCGAUGGGGGGCAGACGAGCCCUUCCCGCACCAAUACACCUAGUCCUCCUUUGCCAACCGAGACAUUCACGAGCUUCGCCCCAUUUUCACUUGUAGCCAAGUCGAUGCUUCCUGUACUUCCAGGAACGAAUAACACAAAUAGGGAACCCAUGGUCGCUGACGACAUCAGUACAUCCCCGAAGACCCAAUCUCCUGCCGAUGUCGCCCCCAAGAAGCGUUGCAUCACUUUCGCAUGUGGCGCGCGAAGAGAGCCCGUUCCAAAGCCAGAUGCGCCUACUGCACCAGAGUCUACUGCUACUGUGGCGCCUACUACAGAGGCUCCGAAACGCCCAAGUACUAUCAAGUUCGCUUGUAUCGGUCCUAAGCCUUCGGAGAAGACCACCGAUCCUGAACCGCCCAAGACUCCGAAGACGUCUAAGCCGCUUGAAACAACGAGGAAAAGCCACAGCCGCUCUCCGUCUACGACAAGAAAAUCACCUCGCCCUAGCCUACUUUCCUCCCGGUCACACCGAGAUUCCACCUCCACCAUCAGGCGAGCUUCUCAAAGCCCGGUAGCCGUCAGAGUCAAGCCGAAGUAUAUCAUCGCGGAUGAGAAGACACUUCAGUCAUCCGAGGCUACUCGUUUCCAUGAAUUUGCUAGUGAGGAGUUGGAGGAGGAUGAUUGGAUUCGAAGAGAGUCGGAUAAUCCCGGGAAGAGGUUGACGAUCAACGAUACUUUGAAGAUGGAGAAUGACAUCCGUCGACUUGGGAAUGAGGCCGAGGAGGAGGCAUUGGAGGAGGAUGAAGAAGAAGAAGAAAUUGAGGAGGAUCAUGAUGGAAAUGACUCGGACGAUGAGAAUGCCUUCGACGAGGACGAAGAAAAUGAAGAUUCUGAUGACGACGCAUCUGACGGCAACGAGACGGACAACGAAGCUGGCUUUGCCGAUUCCGACGAGAGUGAUGUAGAGGGCGAGUUCGCCUUCUGGGCACCUGGGGGAGACAUCCGGAGUAGACAGUCAGGCGAGGCGAGCACCUAUCGACCCUCGGCUCAUAGAAGUGCCUCUGCAUCUUCAAUCGACUCGUUGGCUCGCAGGGUUCCGACUGAGGAGGAAUCUCAAAGACCACGUCGCCGCCGUCCUAUCAAAAUCCGUCCGGGAACUCCAGAUCUUCCUGACAGCAUCGACUUUGUCUGUGGCACCCUUGACGAAGAUCGUCCACUCGAGGAUGCAUAUGUUUCGUGCAUGGAGGCGAGGAAGAACGCAAGACGCAAGCAAACUCCCCAGGACAUCGAUCCUAGCUUUCCCACUUCUGAUGUUGAAGACGAAGAGGAUGAGGAUGAUAUUGUUGAGCAGCCCCAUGAUAGUGAUGAGCACGUCUGGCUGCAUGGAAAGUUCGAAGACUCAGACGAAGAACGUCAUGGCCGACGCCGCUCCACCACUUCUCGCCGCAAAUCGCCAGGGAAGUCUCCAAAACGUCUCCGUUCUCCACCUCCUCCCAGGAGAUUACAAUCUCCUCCUUCUGCCAGGACUCGUCUUCGCUCACCCCCACCUCGAAAGCUCUUUGGUAACUCGCCAAAGCGAAUACGUUCUCCACCACCUGCACGCAUGAUGCGUUCACCACACGAAGCAUCGCCAACAGCUCAUGCUUCUAUCGGCUUCGCACCCCUUGGACCCCGCCCUGGUCUCACCCACACCAAAUCACUUCCUCGUACACCGAAUGCCUUUUGUCGUCAAUACAAGGCUUCCCGCAUAAUUGCCGCUAAUGGCAAUGCUGGGGAUGAUGCUACUGAUGGUCAUGUCCGAGGCGCCAUCGACAUAGUCAAAGGGCUCGAGCAGAAACGACAACGCCGCAAAGAGAAGUUUUACCAGAAACAGAACAACCGCAAGGGCAAAUGCCAGACUGAACGCAAACCUCUACCCGGGAGAGGUGCCGAGCGAAUGAGAGAGUUAGGACUACUUAUGGCCGGCAAGACCGGUGCUAAUGAUCCUUACAUGCUGUCCGCGUAG
This is a messenger RNA of Amorphotheca resinae ATCC 22711, 2244 nucleotides long. RefSeq lists its product as hypothetical. The record is from RefSeq and is a predicted model, not a curated record. The transcript has a single exon. NCBI's taxonomy places the organism in Eukaryota, Fungi, Ascomycota, Leotiomycetes, Helotiales, Amorphothecaceae. The coding region runs from base 1 to 2244 and encodes 747 amino acids.